GUUUCUGGUUGCGGGACAUCACCGUGUUGUUGUGUUUUGUCGAGUGAAAACUGCGAUUGUAGCCGGGGCUGCUGUCCAGGAAGUAGGGCGCUGUGCGCUGGUUCUCUUGCCCAUAUAUGGAAGAGGCGGUGACAGAGCACACCUGGUGGGGGUGAGACAGAGGUAAACAGGCUGAAGGAGAAGGUGCUGCAGCAGAACCAGGGAGCCGGCGGGCCCUCAGAGGACCUGGACCUGGCCAAGGAUGAAGCUUCACGAGCUCAGGAGAGCUUAAAGAUCCUGACAGAGAAGAGCCAGGCUGAACGCAGGAGGUGGCAGGAGGAGAAGCUGUCUCUGAUUGGUCAAGCCAAAGAGGCAGAAGACAAGAGGAACCAGGAAAUGAGGAAGUUUGCAGAAGACCGAGAGCGCUACUGCCGCCAGCAGAGCCUCUUAGAGUCCAAGCUGCUGGAGAAGGAGGCGGCCAUGGAGAGCUGGAGGAAGGAGAGGGACGCCCUGGUUGCUGCCCUGGAGGUGCAGCUGCAGAAGCUGCUGUCCAGCCAAGCAGAGAAAGACAAAGUCAUCAAGGAGCUGAGUGAGCAGAGCUCAAAGCAGCCAGCAGAGAUCAUGUAUGCGUAUCCCGUGUUGCGUAAAACUCCUCAGGGUCGACUCCUGAUGGGGCCGACUGAGGAGGCAAAUAGGAGUACGGUGGUGGUGGCCGGGAGGGCCCGGCGUAAGGAGGAGGUUCUGGCCGAGGCCGCUGCCUUUGUGAGGCAGAACGGAGGGGAUCCUGGUGACCAGUUCCUGGUUCUGGCUCAUUGUAAGAUCCAGUUUGGAAAACACCAGAACCAGAGGUUCCGCUGGCUGCUGGAGAACUCCCUGGGUUACGCGGUGUAGCUGGUCAGCAGCAUCACGGGGGAGGAGGAGAGGGAGGAGCCGCUGUCGGCCAGCAAACA
Fundulus heteroclitus (mummichog) is the source of this 929-nucleotide messenger RNA. Its product is annotated as kinesin-like protein KIF20B. The transcript is spliced from 6 exons. The coding region runs from base 376 to 870 and encodes 164 amino acids. Lineage: Eukaryota; Metazoa; Chordata; Actinopteri; Cyprinodontiformes; Fundulidae. The record is from RefSeq and is a predicted model, not a curated record.